AGGCGACCGCGGACUCUUGCUUCGCGCCAAGCAGUUGAAGCUUUUUCUUACUUUUUUUUGAUAACAGACCAACACAGCGAGAAAGCGCGUUCAUAAUGGACAUCAGGCGGUUCUUUGCACCGACGUCGGCUAAGCCUGCGGUGCAGAAACCUGCCCCGAACGGAAAUGACAAACAGGAGAAGAAGAAGAAGAAUUCCUCGUCAACGGACGAGGAGGUGAAAAAGAAGAAGAAAGAGGCCAACAAGGUCAAAAGCAAAAAAACUGAGGAGCAACGCAAGGAUGGGGAGAAAAAACGAAAGAAGCACGCAGUCAUAGCCUCAGACUCAGAUGAGGAGGAGCCAGUAAGGAAGUCGAAAUCCCCCAAAGAGAAAGCGAAGACGAACAAAAAAGAUCCCGUGCAGUACGUCUCUGAAACAGACUCGGACAGUGACAACUUCCAGUCCUUGAAGAAGACUUCCAAAUCCAAGCAGAACGGCGCCGCAAAAACAGCAAAAGCGGACGCCGCGAGCUCUCGUCUGGAAGCCAAACAGUCAGGGAAGUCUCCUGUCAAGUCAUCCUCCACCCAGGGAAAAACCACACCAAAAUCUCCUCCUGUGCCUUCGACCCCAAAGUCAGCUCCGCCCCCUCAGCCCAAACAAACCCCCACAUCAGUACUCGAUUACUUUGGCAACGCGAGUGUUCAGCGCUCGGACAAGAAGCUGGUAGCCAGCACCAAACGAAAGGCUCCGACUCUCGCAGACGACCUGAUAAGCGAUGAGGAAAUCGCCAGGCAGCUGCAGAUGGAAGAGGACAUGGAGCUGGAAAAACAGGUCCACGAGGAUGAGGAGUUUGCCAGAACGCUGGCCAUGCUGGAUGAAGAGCCAAAAGCGAAGAAGGCUCGCAAAGGCUCUGAUGAAAAACAAGUCUUGACCACGAGCCCCAAAAAGAAAGCCACAGACGCUGCCGCCCCUGGGAGCAGCUCGAAGACCAGCGUGUCUGAAGAUGUGGUUAGUCCGUCUCCCAAAAAGACCACGGCUCCUGUAAAAGCCAGCUCCAAACUGGCCAUGAUGAAGAAAAAGGAUGAUGACAAGAACGAAGGGGUAAAGAGCAAAACCCCUACUAAGAUGAAAAUUUCUCCCAAAAAGGAGCCCCACGCUUCAUCCAUCUCAGAGAAGACGUUCACCCCCAAAACUGGAACCACGCCCACCGCACUUAAGACUUCUCCCAAGAAACCGGAGAGCACGAGCACAAGCCCUGACGACCAAGAGAAGAAGAAGGCCAACUCUUCAGCUUACAGGAACUUCCUGAACAGAGAUGGGCCGCGAGCUCUGGGCUCAAAGGAAAUCCCGAAGGGAGCAGAAAACUGUUUGGAGGGCUGCGUGUUUGUCCUGACCGGCGUCCUCGAGUCCAUGGAGAGAGAAGAUGCCAAAUCUCUCAUCGAGCGCUACGGAGGCAAGGUGACGGGCAACGUCAGCAAGAAGACCACCUACCUGAUUCAGGGCCGAGACAGCGGUGCAUCGAAGCUGGAGAAGGCGGAGAGCUUCGGCACCCAGAUCCUCGACGAAGACGGUCUGUUGGAGCUGAUCAGAACCAAACCAGGAAAGAAGUCCAAGUAUGAGAUCGCUGCGGAAGCUGAGAGCAAAACCACAAAGACCAAGACGCCUCCAAACCAGGCUUCAAAGAGCACCCCCAAGGCCCAGAAAAUCUCUCCCUCUAAGGGUAAUUCCAGGUCACCUCACACCCCGAGCCCUUCAAAGACGGGCCAGGCACAAGGCCACGGUACCAAGACCAGAGACGGAGGGACUCCACCCGGGAGAGGCUCGGGUCAAACUGCGCGAAGGGAGCUGGGCCUGUCCUCUUCUUCUUCUGUCCCAGAACAAUCAUCUCCAUCACCCACAGAGGAGGGUGGCAGCCUGCUGUGGGUGGACAAGUACCGUCCACGCUCCCUGAAGACUGUGAUUGGCCAGCAGGGGGACCAGAGCUGUGCAAACAAGCUGCUGCGCUGGCUGCAGAACUGGUACAAAAACCACGGCAGCGGCAGCGGCAAACCAGCAGCGGCUCGGUUUGGUAAGUUUGGAGGGAAAGAUGAUGGCUCAGGAUUCAAAGCCGCUCUGCUCUCCGGACCACCAGGGGUGGGGAAGACCACCACGGCUGCCCUGGUCUGCGAGGAGCUGGGCUUCAGUUACGUGGAGAUGAACGCCAGCUGCACUCGCAGCAAAAACAGCCUGAAGGAGGUCGUCGCCGAGUCGCUGAACAACACCAGCAUAGAGAACUUCUACAAAGGCACGUCGCAGACAGUGAGCAGUAAACACGUGCUGAUCAUGGACGAGGUCGACGGCAUGGCUGGUAACGAGGACCGCGGAGGAAUUCAGGAAAUGAUCGGCCUUAUUAAAAAUUCAAAGAUCCCCAUCAUCUGCAUGUGCAACGAUCGGAACCACCAGAAGAUUAGAUCUUUGGCCAACUACUGCUUCGAUCUGCGCUUCCAGAGACCGCGAGUGGAACAAAUCAAGGGAGCCAUGAUGUCCAUUGCUUUCAAGGAGGGAAUCAGGAUCCCGCCACCAGCUCUUAACGAAAUCAUUUUAGCCUCCAAUCAGGAUGUUCGACAGGUGAUCCACAAUCUCAGCAUGUGGUCAGCCAAGGACAAGGUGAUGACGUACGACCAGUGCAAGUCCGACGCAGCCAGCGCACGCAAGGACAUGAAGCUCGGGCCGUUCGACGUCUGCAGGAAGGUGUUUGCCUCGGGGGAGGAGACGGCCCGCAUGAGCCUCAUCGACAAGUCGGACCUCUUUUUCCACGACUACUCGCUGGCGCCGCUGUUCAUCCAGGAGAACUACCUGCACGUGCGCCCAGCUGCUGCAGGUGGCAAUCUGAAGUCCCACCUGGUGUUGCUCAGUAAGACGGCUGACUCCAUCUGUGACGGCGAUCUGGUGGACAGACGGAUCCGCUCAGGACAAAACUGGUCACUGCUACCCACCCAGGCCAUUUAUGCUAGUGUGUUACCAGGCGAGCUCAUGAGAGGCUACAUGAAUCAAUUCCCGAUCUUCCCCAGCUGGCUCGGCAAGAACUCCUCGACCAAUAAACACUCGCGCAUCGUGCAGGAGCUGUCCUCGCACAUGGGUUUAAAGACACUGAGCAGCAAACAGGCGGUCAACCUGGAUUACCUGCACUACCUGCGACAGGCGAUACUAAAUCCACUCCAGAAGCACGGAGCGGAGGGCGCUGCCGAAGCUGUGCAGCUGCUGGACGACUAUCAGCUUAUCAAGGAGGACGUGGACAGCAUCAUGGAGAUCAGCGUCUGGGGAGGACAGCCCGACCCCUACUCCAAACUGGACUCCAAGGUAAAGGCCGCCUUUACACGGGCAUACAAUAAAGAGGUCCAUCUAACACCAUACUCCCUGCAAGUGGUGAAGAAAGGCCGCCGUGGUGGGGGAGGGGACUUUGAGGGAGGGGAGGAAAUAAACCAGGAAGAUCCGGAGUCUGAAGACGAAGGAGAGGGGCUCAAAGCCGACGCUAUGAUUAAACAGAAGAAGGCCAAACCCACCAAGGAGUCAAAAAAGGAGAAGAAGGAGGAUUCUGGAAAGGGCAAAGGCAAGGGCAAAGGCAAGGCUAAGAAAUGACCCGAGGAAGAAAACUAGCCGCCCUGGUCUGGACUGAUGAUGUUCUCUGCACUUGUAUCUAUCCAAAGUAGUAAAACUGGUCCCUUUAAACACUUGAAUACAGACUGAGGAGCGUCGCACCUGUUUUUUAACUCCAAAUCUCGCCAUACUGAACAAAUGAUGUGCGUAAUCUUCUCGCUCCACCACCAUCAUGUCUGUACAUCUCUGUAGGAACGUGUCUCAUCAGGAGUGUCGUUUACUCCUUCUGAUAAUGCGACUUUGGCUGGAGGACUGUUUCUUUUUCUACAACUACAGUACAGAAAUGCUUUUGCUUUUGCUCUGCAGUCAGCACAGUUUCUCUUUUUCCUGUACAUUGCAAUUUUGUAAAAAAAAAAAAUCCAAACAAAAAUACACGAGUAUUAAUAGAGAAAUGUGU
Pelmatolapia mariae (spotted tilapia) is the source of this 4011-nucleotide messenger RNA. RefSeq names its product replication factor C (activator 1) 1 (gene rfc1). The record is from RefSeq and is a predicted model, not a curated record. The transcript is spliced from 23 exons. Gene Ontology annotation, biological process: DNA repair; DNA replication. Gene Ontology annotation, molecular function: ATP binding; DNA clamp unloader activity; DNA binding. Lineage: Eukaryota; Metazoa; Chordata; Actinopteri; Cichliformes; Cichlidae. Gene Ontology annotation, cellular component: DNA replication factor C complex; nucleus. The coding region runs from base 96 to 3596 and encodes 1166 amino acids.